AUGGGGCCAGCUGCUGGGAAGCCGACCCGGACUGGGACGUGGGCCAGCCCUGGGCUUGUGCUCGCUCUGAUUGGCUUGGGCCUCCUGGGCCAGGCAACAGCCACCCAUUGGGGAGCAGAUAAAAGCACCACUGGCUGCAGGGAGACCCAGACUCAGCCGGAAGCGCAGCCCCUGGGGAAGAGAAGGGCACCGCCAACCCGCCAAGAAGGACGGCCAGCGCCUCCGCUUGUCCCGAGGAACCCAGGUGAGGUGAGGAUGCUCCUGCUCUGGACUUGGUUGCCGGUCCUGGCUCUCCUGGCCAGCUGCGGAGGGGCCCAGGAGUGCAGGCCACCGCCCGGAGCGCCUCGGGCCAAGAACGUGGCGCUGGGCCGCCCGGCCGUGCAGUCCUCCACCUUCGCGCGCCGCAUCUCCGGAAGGGCGUCCAAAGCCGUGGACGGCAACUGCUCCGGGUUCUGGCGCCGCGGCUCCUGCACCCAGAGCAGGCUGCAGAAGGAGCCCUGGUGGGCGGUGGACCUGGGCGCGCAGUACAGCGUCUCCACCGUGGUGGUGAAGAACCGGCAGGACUGCUGCAGCAAGCGGCUGCAGGGGGCCCAGGUCUACGUGGGAGACGCGGUGGCGGACCGCAAGGACCCCUCCCGCCUCUGUGGGACCAUCCUCAACACCACCCCGGGCUCCAUCACAACCAUCUACUGCAACGGGCUGAAGGGCCACCUUGUGAUCGUCAGCAUCUCGGGCCGACCGGAGAGCCUGUCACUGUGCGAGGUGGAAGUGUACGGCAACAAGCAGGAGCCCACGCCGUGCUGCAAGCCGGGGGGGGCACCGCAGUGAAGGGGGCUCCCAAUA
Varanus komodoensis (Komodo dragon) is the source of this 843-nucleotide messenger RNA. Its product is annotated as fucolectin-like. The transcript is spliced from 4 exons. NCBI's taxonomy places the organism in Eukaryota, Metazoa, Chordata, Lepidosauria, Squamata, Varanidae. The coding region runs from base 1 to 828 and encodes 275 amino acids. The record is from RefSeq and is a predicted model, not a curated record.